CAGGCCGGCAAGGACUACAGGUCCCGGCGAGCCUUGCGGCCGGCCGGUGCCCUGGUUCCCGUUGCGGAGGCGGAGGCGGGGCGGACGGACGGGAUGGCGGCGGCGGCGCCGGGCGGCGAGGGCAGGGCGCGGGCCGAGCCCGGAGAGGCGCCGGUAGCGCGGCGGAUCGAUCCGAGCCGGGAGAAGCUGACCCCGGCGCAGCUCUACUUCAUGCGGCAGGUGGAGCUGGCGCAGUGGCACAAGGCGCUGCCGCAGCGCCGGACCCGCAACGUCCUCACGGGGCUGGCCAUCGGGGCCCUGGUGGUGGCCAUUUACGGCUACACCUUCUACUCUGUGGCCCAGGAGCGCUUUCUGGAUGAGCUGGACGACCAGGCUAAAGCUGCCCGGGCCAAGGCCGCGCAGCCCUCCGGACACUGACGCUGGCUGGCUGGCUGGCUGGCUGACCGACCGACUGGGGGCCGGACCAGGGCCGCACAAAGAACCACCGUCUCUUCCCUCAUCCCAUUGCCCCCUGCCUGGGGCAGGACUGUUGUGGGUGGUGGCCUGAGGCACCCCCCCACCCCUCGGCCCCUCGGGGGGUCGGGGCCUAGUGGGGGCCUGUCUGCUGGGGGGGAACCAUGAGCCCUGGGGCUCCUGUUGCUUCUGCACAAUAAAUGAAGUGGAGUUUA
This is a messenger RNA of Tachyglossus aculeatus (Australian echidna), 668 nucleotides long. Its product is annotated as cytochrome c oxidase assembly factor 3 homolog, mitochondrial. Gene Ontology annotation, cellular component: mitochondrial inner membrane. Gene Ontology annotation, biological process: mitochondrial respiratory chain complex IV assembly. Lineage: Eukaryota; Metazoa; Chordata; Mammalia; Monotremata; Tachyglossidae. The transcript is spliced from 2 exons. The record is from RefSeq and is a predicted model, not a curated record. The coding region runs from base 94 to 417 and encodes 107 amino acids.